Molecule: messenger RNA, 282 nt
Organism: Scutellospora calospora
Lineage: Eukaryota; Fungi; Glomeromycota; Glomeromycetes; Diversisporales; Gigasporaceae
Source: the annotation of a GenBank genome assembly
AAAGGAGAGAAAUGCAAUAAUAUUACAGACUUUUUUGAUCAAAAGUUAUUAAAUGUUAGCAUUUUUAAUACAGUAAUUAAAGAUUGUAUUAAAGAACUAAUAUUUAAGAAUUUAGAUCAAGAGGUACUUAAUAAUAUAGAUAUUCCUUUAAUAAUUCUUCCAGAUUCUAGAGAAUAUCUAAAAGAUUUAAUAGAAGGUAUUUUAGAAAUUUAUAUUGAAAUUGCUAAAGAAUAUUGGAAUAAUGAAGUUCAAAAACCUUCUGGAAAUCAGGCUAGAAUAUGA